Bacidia gigantensis is the source of this 666-nucleotide messenger RNA. RefSeq lists its product as uncharacterized. Gene Ontology annotation, cellular component: mitochondrion. NCBI's taxonomy places the organism in Eukaryota, Fungi, Ascomycota, Lecanoromycetes, Lecanorales, Ramalinaceae. The transcript has 2 exons. The record is from RefSeq and is a predicted model, not a curated record. Gene Ontology annotation, molecular function: acetylpyruvate hydrolase activity. Bases 1 to 666 code for a protein of 221 amino acids.
AUGCGUAUGCCGACCCUGCCCUCUCCCAUCGAUCACAUCAAAGAAUUGAACAAUGCUCGUCCUACCCGCCCUUUCUUCUUCCUCAAGCCCCCUUCAUCCCUCCUAUCUCCAAACGUUGGCCCGGUCCUGCGGCCAAAUGGCACAAAUCUACACUAUGAGGUUGAAUUAGCGCUUGUGAUAGGGAGAGAACUUAGCAAUUUCUCUGCUGCAGAUGCAUCGUCUGCGAUUGAUGCUAUAGAAGGUUAUGCACUUGCUAUUGAUAUGACAGCCCGCAACAUUCAGGAUGAAUGCAAAAAGAAAGGUCUGCCGUGGACCAUUGCGAAGGGGUUUGAUACGUUCUGUCCGAUCUCCACUUUCAUUCCUAAGGAGAGGAUCAAGGAUCCGCAUGACGUCGAGCUGUUUUUGAAUAUCAACGGGAAGGUUAGGCAGCGGGACAGCUCAAGUCUUAUGCUCUUUAGGAUUCCUCGGCUUUUGAGUGAGAUAUCUGGCGUCAUGAAGCUUGAGAAAGGCGACUUGGUGCUAACGGGCACGCCAAAGGGGGUUGGAGAAGUAUUUGUUGGUGAUGUCAUCAGUGCCGGGGUUGAGGUGGACGGUUCUGAAAUCAACGAGGGCAGGAUAGAGGUAAAAGUGGAAGAGAGAUCUGAAGGCUAUAUACACGGAGGGUAA